AUGGCCGUAGAGGUCAUUCCGGGAAGGCUCAGGAAGACAUGGGAGAUAUGGAAUAUCAGAGGAGUAAUUCUCAUCAGCCUUUUAUUACAAAUCUUUCUAUUUUUGGGUGCUCCCAUGAGAAAACGCACAGGAAAUAGGUUGGUCAUUCUGCUAGUCUGGUCAUCGUACUUUCUCGCUGAAUGGGCAACUAGCUUUGCUCUCGGGCUCAUCACCAGCGGCCAAAGUUCUAAGCAUGGUGAAAAUAGUGACCUCUUUGCAUUUUGGGCUUCGUUUCUGUUGUUACAUCAUGGUGGCCCGGACACCAUAACUGCUUUUGAGGAAAACGAGCUCUGGCUAAGGCACCUUCUUACCUUAAUAUCCCAAGUUGUCGCCACGUUGUAUGUCUUCCUCCAAACACUACCGCAAAGCAAGCUAUGGCUCCCAACUUCCCUUAUUUUCUUCGCAGGAAUCAUCAAAUAUGCUGAACGGACACAUUCUUUGUAUCUUGCAAGCUGGCGUACAUUCCAAGAAACCAUGCUUACGGAACCAGAUCCUGGACCAAACUACGCGAAGCUCAUGAAGGCAUUCUCUUCAAAGAAAGCAGCCGGACUUCCUACAACAAUGUCACAAACAAUAGAUGCUGUUAUUACAGAAUCAAAGGCCGUCUUCAAUUAUUGUCCUCGACCGAGCGAGAAGAAGGGAUUAGAGGACUUUGAGGUGGUGAAAUAUGCUCAUGAACACUUCUUGAAAAUCUUCAAGGGGCUCGUUGUUGAGCUAAUUAGCCAGCAUGAUCGACAGGAGAGCAUGUUAUAUUUUUGUAUGAGAAGUGCUGAAGAUGCGCUUAAAGUGUUGGAGGUUGAACUCAAUUUCAUCUACGAAAUUCUCUUUACCAAGGUAUUUGUACUGCAUAAUCUCAAAGGAUACUUUUUCCGCCUCCUGACCUUUCUUUCAGUUUGGGUGUCCCUAGCGUUCUUUAUUUUAGACUGCAAGCAAGGCUUGGAUAAGUUCGAUAUUAGAAUCACCUACACCCUGCUGGUCGUUUCAUUGAGCCUAGAGAUAAUAGCACUCUUCAAGCUCAUUUUCUCGGAUUGGACAACAGCUUAUCUCGAAAUGAAGCCAAAUACAAAUCCAAGUGUACUCAGGACCAUCUUCAGGAGAUUGCUCAAAAUUAGAAGUUCAAGGUGGUCUGAAUGCGAGGAUGACGCUGGCAACAAGUUUUCAAAGAGAGCUACAUCAGUAUUACUUCGCAGGUGGACUGAAUCCGGGGCAGGAUUUAAUUUGAUAACAUACUGCCUCAAGCAACUUCCCAAAUUGCCACUGAUGAGAGCCUUCUGCUUUGGCACAUUGCCACUGAACUCUGCUAUGGAAGAGACGUCGAUCACGAGACAAAACCUCAACCUGAUAUACAUCGUGGAUUCAGUAAGCUCCUUUCAGAUUACAUGCUAUAUCUUCUAG
Messenger RNA from Juglans regia (Persian walnut), 1434 nucleotides. RefSeq lists its product as uncharacterized. The transcript has a single exon. The coding region runs from base 1 to 1434 and encodes 477 amino acids. The record is from RefSeq and is a predicted model, not a curated record. NCBI's taxonomy places the organism in Eukaryota, Viridiplantae, Streptophyta, Magnoliopsida, Fagales, Juglandaceae.